Penicillium lagena is the source of this 555-nucleotide messenger RNA. RefSeq names its product Oxoglutarate/iron-dependent dioxygenase. NCBI's taxonomy places the organism in Eukaryota, Fungi, Ascomycota, Eurotiomycetes, Eurotiales, Aspergillaceae. The transcript has 2 exons. Gene Ontology annotation, molecular function: dioxygenase activity. Bases 1 to 555 code for a protein of 184 amino acids. The record is from RefSeq and is a predicted model, not a curated record.
AUGGCCCGGUUCUACUGGGAGUGUUUCCGUGUGGGAGGCGAGAUCCUGCAAGCACUUGCCAUCGGACUGGACUUGGAGGAUGAGAACUAUCUGCUAAAGAAGCAUUCGGGCCACAACAAUCAGCUCCGUCUUUUGCAUUAUCCACCCAUUCCAGCCGAGGCCCUUGAGACCGAACGAGUGGCUCGCUGUCCCGCUCAUACGGACUGGAGCUCCAUUACGCUGCUCUUCCAGGAUGACUGCGGUGGGCUCGAGGUCGAGGACGUUGCCUCUCCGGGAAGGUUUAUUCCUGCCACACCGGUGAAGAAUGCAAUUGUGAUGAAUGUAGGAGAUCUCUUACAGAGAUGGAGCAAUGUCAAUCUUCCACCUCUGGCAGACCGGUUUGCCGGAGAGCAAAGGAUGACCCGCCGACGCUUUUCCAUCCCAUACUUCCUUGCGCCGGACCCGGACUCCGUGAUCGAGUGUAUUCCGUCGUGUCAGACGGCCACCGACCCGGCCAAGUACGAGCCCAUUACGCAGGGCAAUUACAACCGGAUGCGAGCGUCCAUGCAGUAUUAA